GGACUUGACUGUUGUAGAAAAAGAGGGGGAGGUAAGUCAUUAUUUAGGGGAAGAAAGAAAGAAAGAAAGUUGUCGACCGUGCAAUGCACACAGGGAGGGAUUUUAUAGAUACCGAGUGGCUCUUUUGAGACGGAGACCAGUCGGUAGAACAGAGUUUUCCUUCUCUUUCCGAACUUCCCCGCUAGCGGAAGGGAUCGAGCAAUGCCUCCGUUUUCUGAGGACGACGACCAAUGAGAGGAAGUCGACUUCCCCAGCAGACUGAGCCAAAAGCAGAUCGAAGCAAGACUUGGGGACGAUGCAGAUGUGGAGCCACGCGAGGGGCCACAAAAGAGGCCCUCCACCGUUAGAAAUGUCCCGCAUGUGUGCUUCUUCUGACUAGUCCAGCGGAGCCGACCUGCGCCUGUAGGUUGUCCACAUGACGGCCAAGCAGUAAGGAUUAAGUCAUGGCAGGAGUCCUCCCGAUGCCCUCCUUGGUCUUAUUCAGCUAGCUUUCUAUGUAUUUUCUGCUGGAAAUCAUUUCAGGGUGCUCAUUUCUUUGAGCUGCGUUUGAAGGUUUAGGAACGGCAGGAAAAAGCGGUCUUCGCCAUGGAUCGACCGAUAAGCAAGUUGCUGGAGAAACUGAAGCUGACCGACUCGGGCAGCGUCAAGUUCAGCGGCUCCAAGAAAAAGCACGACCCGGCCGGGAACGCCAACAACAGCAACGGGAACGGCGGCGGCGGUCCCGGUCUGGGAACGUCCCCCUCUCAGCUUCCUCAGCCGUCGUCCGUGCAGCCAGACGGAGACCAAGCGCCUCACCCUUCCACGUUGGCCCCGCUGAGGCGUCGCUCCCCUCAGCAGAGGGCCUCGUGUUACCUGGGCGAAGGACUGGACUCCCACCUGAGGCGAGAGUCCGGCCCGGGCCCCGAGUGCGACGUUCCGGGCCACAAGGCGUCCCUGAACCAGCGCCGCUACUCCCUGGAGCUCCAGCAGCUGGUCCGAAGGCAGCAGCUCCUCUCCCAACCGCCGCCGCCGCCGUACCCGGCCACCGCCGGAUACGGGUCGGCUCCCAGAGGCACGGCCGAGACGGGCUACCUGUCGGAACCCGAGAGACACAAGCGGCUUUCCCUCCAGGAGGCUUUAUUCUACAAACGCCUGAGCGCAGGGAGCGAACUGUGGGAGAGCCCGAGACCCGCGUCCCUUUCUCAUCCGCCGCACCGUCCCGCCGACGGCUUCCUGUACCCGCCGGGGCCCGCCCUGAGCCCGUGCUCGUCCUUCAGCCUCCAGGAGUCCGUGCUGGUCAGCCCCCGGUCCAGCUUCGCUUCCAGCACGGCCAGCGGAGGCGGAGGGGGCGGCAGCCCCAUGGGGAGCCGCUGCAGCAGCAACCGAACCAGCGGAAUCAGCCUGGGCUACGACUCUCGGUACUCCCUCCCGCCGCAGCAGCAGACCGCCUCCUCGCAGACGGGGCCAGUGUACGGAAGGACCCCCGUGGAGGCCUGGACUCAAUACCUGGACGGCGGGCUACGUCAGGGGGCGUACGACAGCCGGCACUCCUAUCCGCCGGCGGUGGGAAGUCCGGCCGCGGCGUGCUACCGGGUGGGCCCGGAGUGGUGGGACGAGCAGAGGUCGGGGGCGAGAGGCAAAGAAGGGGGCGUCGCGCCGGCCGAGAAGAGCCGCCACUCGGACCUGCCCGGCACACGCUACCAGGAAGAGCUGACCCGGCUUCUUCUGAGGGACGCGGCUCUCGAGGGCGGGGGUCUCCUGGAGGGCCUGAUGCUGAAAGAUCAGUCUGCGGCGCUGACCGCUCAGUCCAAACCCGGCGCGGCACCGGGACCGACGUCGGCCGGCGGCGCCCCGCUCAAAGCUCAGGAGGAGCUCGGGCCCGCCGCUGUGGAGAACCGUCAGGAAUUCUUUGGGACCUGCAUCAAGUGCGGUAAAGGCGUGUACGGCGCAGACAAUGCUUGCCAGGCUCUGGACAGCCUUUAUCACACGCGCUGCUUCACAUGCGUCUCCUGUGGACGCGCCUUGAGAAACAAGGACUUCUACAAUGUCAACGGCUCUGUGUAUUGCAAAGAAGAUUACAUGUUUUCCGGGUUUCAGGCCGCCGCCGAGAAGUGCAGCGUGUGUGGCCACCUCAUUCUGGAACAGAUCUUGCAGGCCCUAGGGAACUCGUACCAUCCCGGCUGCUUCCGCUGCGUGGUGUGCGCCAAGGCCCUGGACGGGGUGCCCUUCACCGUGGACCAGCACAGCAACAUCUACUGUGUGGCCGACUACAACAAGACUUUUGCCCCAAAGUGUGCUGCCUGCUUGCAGCCCAUCUUACCCACUGAGGGCAGCGAGGAGAUCCUCAGGGUUGUGUCCAUGAAUAAGGACUACCAUUUUGAGUGUUACCACUGUGAGGAGUGCGGCAAGCAGCUCUCCGAUAAGCCCGGCUCGCAGUGCUUCCCGCUGGACUCUCAUCUGCUCUGCCACCCGUGUCACAUGAGCAGAGCGUGCAGCGCCGCCACGCACAACUGAGGAGCCCCUCCCUCUCGUGCGUCGGUUCUUUAACGCUCGACAUGUAACUGCUGAUAUUAAGACAUUCCCACAGCUCCUUUUGACCUGCAUCCACCCUCCCCUAGACUCCAUUGUACCUGCUGUUGUUCUACUUUUACUGUAAGGUCACAAAAAAGGGAACAGGAAAGAGACUACUGCUCGUUUGCUGUAGAAGAACAAGGGAUUCUGCUAAACUGUUCAUAUUGUGUUGUUAGCAAAUGUUUUGCACUUAAAUCUCAACGUUACUGUUAAGAGAUUUUGUAAACCAGUCAAAUUUGAGGACAAUUACUGUCAUUUCUGUAUGCUGUAAUAACAUGUUUGUGUUCUGACUAUAGAUUAAAUAAGACAGCUUUGUGGUUGUACAUUUCAGAGAUCAUAUAAAAGAGAUUUUGAAGAUUUCCAGC
Molecule: messenger RNA, 2915 nt
Organism: Phycodurus eques (leafy seadragon)
Lineage: Eukaryota; Metazoa; Chordata; Actinopteri; Syngnathiformes; Syngnathidae
Gene: ajuba
Product: ajuba LIM protein
Exons: 9
Coding region: 586-2493 (635 amino acids)
Biological process (GO): positive regulation of miRNA-mediated gene silencing; regulation of DNA-templated transcription; response to hypoxia
Cellular component (GO): nucleus; P-body; transcription regulator complex
Molecular function (GO): transcription corepressor activity
Source: RefSeq, a predicted model, not a curated record